ACUGUCUUCAUCCACUUGACUCCCAAGACCCGCCCACACGUGGCCAACCUUUUGCGUUUUUAAUGCUUUUUCACUGCAGGUUCAUGUGUUGAGACCAACCUUAUAUGGACUGAUCGGACCGGUAAUGGCUUAUUUCCCCCUAGCACCCAGCAGUAGCACAGUAUACAUGAGCCAGAUAUAGCACUUCAGCCACUUUGGCAUUCUUCCUGGACUUACAAAACUGAUUGCUCUUCUACUUGGUUAGGUAAUGCUUAUCGACAGAGGCUCAUGAUUUGCUUUGACUGUAGUUCAACCUAGAACGGAACUGAGAUAUCCUUUUUUUUCUGAACAGCGAUUGUGUUUUGUCUUUUAAAACAGCGGAUUGCCAAACUGGUGCAGCAACUUUCCUGCAUACAUUUCCCCAGAAUAUGUCGUUGACCAACACAAAGACGGGCUUUUCUGUAAAGGACAUUUUGGACCUCCCUGACACGAAUGAUGAAGAAGGAUCUAUCACUGGACCGGAGGAAGAUAACGAGGGAUCAGAGACAACAAAAAACACUGGAGUUUUGGUGCAAAGUCCUCUAGAAAACGUUCAGAAUCUGCCUAUAAAGAAUCCCUUUUAUGAUAGUAGUGACAAUCCUUACACAAGAUGGCUUGCCACCACGGACAGUAUCCAAUAUUCGCUGCAUGGUCUAUCAGCUAGUUCUCAAGACUCAGCCAAGUCCCCAGAACCCUCCGCGGACGAAUCGCCAGACAAUGACAAGGAAACUUCAAGCAACGGCAGCGACUCCGGUAAGAAGAGAAAAAGAAGAGUGCUGUUUUCCAAAGCACAGACGUACGAACUUGAGCGUCGAUUUAGGCAACAGAGAUACCUUUCCGCGCCAGAGAGAGAACACCUCGCGAGUUUGAUUCGCCUGACUCCAACUCAAGUGAAAAUUUGGUUCCAGAAUCAUCGAUACAAAAUGAAGAGAGCGCGCGCUGAAAAAGGUAUGGAAGUGACCCAUCUCCCCUCUCCCCGGCGGGUGGCCGUGCCUGUCUUAGUCAGGGAUGGAAAGCCUUGUCAUACUCUUAAAGCUCAGGACUUGGCGGCCACAUUUCAGGCUGGAUUCCCCCUCUCGGCAUAUAGCGCCCAGACCCUUCAUCAAAUGCAAUAUAAUGCGCAGUACAGCGCCGCCACCACGCCACAAUUCCCUUCAGCACAUCACUUGAUGCAAACGCAACAGUGGACUUGGUGAACUAGUAGAGACUGGCGGGGCUGCCCUUUAAGAGCACGAUAGGGGGUUCACUACAAAAUAAAGACUUUUCAUUUUGCAGCUUGACCCAUAGGCCUAUUUACCAUUUUUUGGGGGGCUAAUGUGUGCGCCAUGUUUACAUGUUUUCGUUAAGAGAACUGGGUCCAGCCUCUCCCUAGAUUUAAGAAUGUCAAUGCUCUUGUGAAAUUUUGUAAAGUAUGUUUGUGUGUUGUAGAAAUGUUUUCUUUUUGUCCUUCGUGUUAUAAGCACGUACAGAACCACUUUAUAAUUAUAGAAGAUUUCUUGCUUCUUUUACAAUGGACCGAAAAUAUUUAUGGCCAUGAAUAAACAUUGGCAACUUUUAGCUUUUUUCCCUUUGUUUUUUGUAAAUACUUUGUCGUGAUUGUUUGCAAACCAGAAACAUGCAGGAUCGUAUAAGUGGAGAUAUACAUAUUUCCAAUUAAAAAAGAAGGAAGAAUUUGUGGCGAAAUUGUCAUGACUGUCGUAACAGAUCUCAUAUGAUUAUGUGAAUAACAGUUCAAUCGCGCGCUGAUGGGGAAAUAUACCGAUUUUUAUAAGGAUUUUAAUAAAAUGCUGUGUUGAAGAAAUUACCUUUUGGUUUG
Oncorhynchus keta (chum salmon) is the source of this 1834-nucleotide messenger RNA. RefSeq names its product homeobox protein Nkx-2.2a. The record is from RefSeq and is a predicted model, not a curated record. Gene Ontology annotation, molecular function: RNA polymerase II cis-regulatory region sequence-specific DNA binding; DNA-binding transcription factor activity, RNA polymerase II-specific. Lineage: Eukaryota; Metazoa; Chordata; Actinopteri; Salmoniformes; Salmonidae. Gene Ontology annotation, cellular component: nucleus. The transcript is spliced from 2 exons. The coding region runs from base 408 to 1214 and encodes 268 amino acids. Gene Ontology annotation, biological process: cell differentiation; regulation of transcription by RNA polymerase II.